GUCCUCGCCAUGUGAGCUGAGACGACGGUGGCGACAUCUCCGCGAUGGCGGCCGACACAUCAGAAGACGAGUAUAUCGACAGCGAGCAGAACUCCGACUCCGCAGACUCAGGCAGCGAAAGACAAGGCACUCCUGCCCACACGCAAAGCAGCAGAGAUCACCAAGCUGAACGCGGGACUCGACAGAAUGUCGACCCACAAGAACGAUCAGGCGCCUCGUCACGCGGACUCACCCAAGAACCAGACACCGUGGUCGAGGCCUGCACAGGGCAGUCCCGCGAGAGGCAACCCCGCCCAAGGCAGCCCCGCCAGAAGCAACCUCGUUCAAGACAGGCCAGCAGUAGGCGAAGCAGCGGAGAUCCAGACUGGCAGUCGCAAUCCUCGCGAUCAGAAGUAGGCGGCUCGCUUACAACAGAGUAUCGCGAUCUGCUCAAUGAUAUGAUCGCAGAUGCACGUGGCCGUGAGACAAAUUCUGAGUUUGCUCUGACCGGCAGUCAGAUCGAAGCUUCUUUUUGGUCUGCGCGUGAGAAGAAUGCCCUUUUUCGAGCUCUUGAACGUCACGGCUCUGGUGAUCUCCCUCGCCUGGCUCGUUCCGUGCAUACGAAAAGCCAGUUUGAGAUACAACUUUACACUUCGUUGCUCCGAGAGGGUCUUGCGGUGCAGCACAAAGCUGAUCCACGAAAAACUGCCAUUUUGGGUGACAUCUCAGCUGCGGCAGAGAUUUCAAUUGACUGUGAAACGGCAUUGGAGAAUGCUGCCGAUACCCUAUCAUCCCGCGUUGAGAAGCAUGAACAAACUGCGGAGCACGAAAAGUACAACGAAAACUGGUUAGUCGAUGCAGAAGCAGCCGAACAGGAAGAACAAAAUUAUGAGCAGGCAAUCGCAGACGCGGCGGAGACCAACAAUGAUGUAUCUAACACUGAUGCUGCCGACUCUAUAAGCUCAGACCAAGCCUUUUUGCUCCGGCAAGCUGCUUUUCUCCAACUAUCCAGAAAUCUCUUCAUGAACAACGGUGAGCAGGAAGAUCUCAGCUGGCACCAUGUUAAUCUGGUAACAGACGUGGCCGACGAACCAGCCAUUUUCAGGAGGGCUCUUGGCGAUUUGCAAGCCAUAGCCAUUAGCUUGACACGUCGACUAGUGCAGGUCAGCAUCUUCCAGGCCAUGACGCGACUUAGAGCCCACGACUCAACCCGGACCGAAUGGACACCUUUGCCUGCUGUGAGGGAGACCGACGUUCGCACAGCAAUUGAGGUUCUUGGACUGCGGCCAAAUUGGCGGCAAUAUUGGGCUUUCAUUCCGCGUAGGUCUCGCGUGAUCGUCUACAGUGACUCGAAGAAGUAUAAUGACGGCCGCCCUGGUACAAAAGCGGGACACGCCUUGACCUAUGACGAGGUAGAGGCCGAGCUUGGUGAUAAGGGCAAAAUUGUACAGCCGGACAUCGAAGUCGACGAGCAGGAAGUUUUCGAGGAGGAGAUCGACGAGUUCAUGGCCAACAGCGACGCUUUUACAGACGAUCAUGAUCAAUCCGGCGACUCUGAGAUGAGCCGGUCCAAAGACUCGAAGCAGAAAUCGGCACUAUCCAGCUCCUCGCGGAAGCGCAAACGCGCCCUCAGUCCUGAUGUUUAUUCUCACCUUCAGGAUGAGCAUGCCGACGCAGUAGACCUACAGCAUUCUGCAAGUGAACAGAGACGACUCUGGGAGUUGCUUCGCUUGACACCGCCAGAGAGUCUCGCACAAACGAGCACUAUGAAAGUUCCGCCACCCUCCAUACCGGCUGGAGCUGCUGUCAGCACGAUGCAGGCAGAUUGGCGCAACUCAGUCGAAAUACAGGCAGAAUGGGAGUCUGAGAGCGGGAUCCCAACCCGCGAAGACUUCCGCGCAACUGAUGUCGAAGGCCGAGCUCGUCGCAAACGCAGGCAAGUGAUUGAGACGAAGGUCCGCGAGCGAUUGAAUCUAGGCCAGGCUCUGGGCGUUGAUGCGACUCAUGCUCAUAUUGAAGACCAUGAUGAAGUCGAGGCAAGCGGAGAAGAGAGCCCGUCCGAUCAUGGAGAGGAAGGAGCGCUCGAAGGCAGCAUUGACGACUGA
Messenger RNA from Cercospora beticola, 2084 nucleotides. RefSeq lists its product as uncharacterized. Gene Ontology annotation, cellular component: RNA polymerase I upstream activating factor complex. NCBI's taxonomy places the organism in Eukaryota, Fungi, Ascomycota, Dothideomycetes, Mycosphaerellales, Mycosphaerellaceae. Gene Ontology annotation, biological process: transcription initiation at RNA polymerase I promoter; nucleolar large rRNA transcription by RNA polymerase I. The record is from RefSeq and is a predicted model, not a curated record. Gene Ontology annotation, molecular function: RNA polymerase I general transcription initiation factor activity; rDNA binding.